AUGCUUUCUAGACUAAUUGAAGAAAGCAAGAGAACGACAUUGCUUGUAAUUAAGUUGGACAGUGAAAUUCUGGAUUAUUUUGUUAGAUCUCACAAUCUACAAUUAACAGUGAUAGUGCACGACCUGAAGACACCAUUGAAUUUGGAGGAACGUAAAAUCGACGUAUCAAUUUUGCAUUGCGGAAGUUUCGUUGAAUUUGAGAAGUUUUUUGUCCAAAUCCAACCGGAACUCUUCUUGUACGACGGACAUUUUAUUAUCAUUUAUGAUGUGAUUGAUGCACAAGAACUUGAAAGUGUGUUCUCAACAUUCUGGAAAGCAUACAUCUACAACGUAAAUGUUCUGGUUGCCAGUCCGAAUUCGUCAAACUUGGUGUCGCUUUUCACUUACAAACCUUUUUCCAAUGGAUCGUGCAACAACACAAAUCCCAUUCGGGUCAAUCAAUUCGAUAAAACCAUAAUGAAUUGGACAACAAACGAAUUUUUUCCGAAAAAGUUUAAGCAACUGAAUCGUUGUCCGCUACGGUUCGGAUGCUAUGAGAACAGUCCCGGCGUUUUAGUUAAUAACAGUGAGAGUGGAUUGAACAGAUUUACCGGAAUGAAUAUCGAUUUCUGUGUAAUGUUCAGCGGUAUAUUGAACUUUACUUUAAACAUUUUCGAGUACGAAAAGGCUACCGGUGUAAUUUACCCGAACAAAACCGCAACGGCGAUGCUUAAGAGAGUGAUAGAGAAUGAGAUUGAUUUUAUUUUCGGAUCAUUGCAACGAACGAGAGUCGAAGCGAUGAGCGCUACCCGAAUCGUUCAUUCCGAUAAACUUAUUCUCGUUGUGCCACCGCCGUUUUUGAUUGAUCCGAUGACGAAAAUAUUUCUUCCAUUCACGUUCGCUUCGUGGAUAUCAAUCGGAGCGGUUGCAUUGCUAGCGUGUUCCAUUGUGAAACUGUUGGAAUUUACGCCGAAGGUCGUUCAUGACUAUGUGAUUGGUAGUAAUGUAAAGGGCAGCGUGUUAAAUGUGUUCAACGUUUUCCUGGGUGGAACGCAAAAAAUCUUACCGCGGAGUAACUUUCCUCGAUUUCUGCUGGCCAAGUUUUUGAUCUUUACGCUGAUCAUGAGAAGUUUGUAUCAGGGAGAAGUGUUUGAUAUACUGAAAAGGGACGUGAGGACGGUGGAACUGACAACGAUUGACGAAUUUAUCGAACAUAAGUUCACCUUCUACAUUUAUCAAUCAUUGGCCAUGAGACUGGAAGGAUCGAAAAUUAUGCAGAGGUUCGAUGAAAAUCUCCAUAUCAAAUCGACCUAA
This is a messenger RNA of Bradysia coprophila, 1293 nucleotides long. RefSeq lists its product as uncharacterized. The record is from RefSeq and is a predicted model, not a curated record. NCBI's taxonomy places the organism in Eukaryota, Metazoa, Arthropoda, Insecta, Diptera, Sciaridae.